AUGGCCGAAUUACCAUUUAGAAACAGCGUUAGAGCUGAGGAAGUCGACUUUCCUGUAGUCUCCAACGCUCCUCUCCAAGAGGCAGCUCAGAUGCAAAUGCCGUCUCAGAGGGCACUGCCGUCCAUCAGAUUGCAGACUUCCGCUGGCCCCCGUCCCUCACCUCUCGGAAAGGUCGCGAUUCCUAGAGGCCGCUCUGUGGCCAUACAGGGGCGAAAGCGCGUUUCUAGGGCGUGCGAAUCAUGCCGAAUACGCAAGACCAAGUGCAGCGGCGAGACUCCGCAAACGGAUCUUUCGACAAAACUGCAAGCUUGCCAGAAUCUACUGAAGGAAGCGAAACAAUUUGUGCCAGGGCCCACGGCGCAGAAAAUAGCGGAAUAUCUUCAAGAUGACGACUCGGGCUACAUGUCCAACGACGUGGGCUACAUGUCCAAUGACGUGUCCAGCGGGUCGUCGCACAGAGUUAAACGCUCCAAAGACGAAGCAGCAGAUGGAGAAUCCAGUUCAACCUCUUCAGUUGGAUCGUUGGAAUCCUUGGACCAGAUCGAGUAUGAUGUCAACCAAAACGAUCAAUCUCGAGCCACAGGCAAUAUCGGAAAGAGCUCAGAAAUCACAUGGAUUCAAAGACUUGAAAAGGCCGCAGAGCAACACCAGAGCGGUCCGUCCGGCCAAUUUGGCUUCGAUAGUACUUACAAAGAUAGCAGGGCAAGGGAGGAGCCGCAUCCGCACGAAUUGAACUAUCACCUCGACGAUCUUGACAUUGGUGUUUCGGAACCGGUGCAGACAUACUGGUUGCCUCCUCGUCCGCUUGCAGAUACCCUUUUCGAUAUUUAUUUGCGGGUGGUGCAUCCAUAUUUUCCCAUCAUUAAUCGGCCCUUGUUCUGUGAACAAUAUCGGAGCUUCUUCGACAGUUACGCGAUUCCCGGCGACAAAUGGUUAGCAAUUCUCAACAUGAUAUUUGCCAUUGCAUCCACCUACGUGCAGAUGACCGAAUUGGAUCAACACGGAAAUCCACAGGAUCAUUUGCUGUAUUUGACUCGUGCUCGAAUAUUAAGCUUGAACGGAGAAGAUUUAUUUCGUCAUCCAGAUCUUCAGCAAGUCCAGGUCGAAGGCUUAAUCUCGUUCUACCUUCUUUCCACGGAACAAAUUCACAGAGCAUGGAUAAUAUCAUCCUUGGCGAUUCGUUCUGCGGUGUCUCUCGGUAUCAACAUGAAAAGUAGCAGCCGGGCAGUCACCGAUCUUUCCAAGGAGACCCGCAACAGAGUCUGGUGGUCUCUCUUUAACCUUGAAAACAGACUGGGUCUCAUGACUGGUCGCCCUACAUGUGUUUCAGUAAACAUGUGUAGCUCACCCUUUCCGCUACCGCUCAGUGAUGAGCAACUACAAGCACCGCUGGGCAUCCAACUUCUCACCGAUACAGCUUUCCGAGACAAGCGUAUCAAUAACGUCAUGGUUAGCUUGCAUCUUCGGCAGCCGUCUUUUGGCAGAUCCCAUGGCAAAGAGGACAUGGACGAGUCCCGUGAAUGGCUUCGUGGCCUUCCAGUUACACCCGAGCUUGGGUUUCUCUACACCUGCGACCUAGCCAUCUUGGUGCAAGAGCUUUUGGACCAUAUCUACACAGUGAAUUCGGUGCAUCAGACUUGGACUGAUCUCAAAGCCCGUAUCGGCGAUCUGGAUUUCACCAAUAUCACGAAUGAUGACGAAGCUAGAGACGAAAAGACACGGAUGGCAUGCCAAUACUACAGCGCGCGAAUCAUGCUGGGCCGUCCUUGUCUCUGUAAGCCGAAUGAAUCUCUAGACGGUUCCGACGAAGACCAAAAAUUCACCCAACUCAUGGCUGUCUCUACCAUCAGGGCUGCUGCUCAUAUGGCUCAAUUGAUAUCAGGUGUAUUAAGCAAUGAACAGUCAUUCGGGAUCAGUCCAUGGUGGUGUUGUCUUCAUUAUGUCAUGCAGACAGCGGCAGUUUUGAUUCUUGAGCUUUCUCUCAACUCCAUUCACAUGGUAGAGGAAAAGAACAAUAUCCUUCGCCUGGCUAAGGGAUGUGUCCGGUGGCUAUAUCGGACAUCUCAGAAUAGCGUUGCGUCUCACCGAGCUUGGCGGCUUUGCGAUAGCUCCUUGCGUCGGCUUGCGUCGCCAAUGGGGCUUGACGUUAGCGAUUUGCCCUCUUUCCCGAGUCGACAGGGUCAGAACUUGGAAGUGGACACAUUUGGCACUUCUGCUUUCGGAUCCCAUCCUGAGCUACCUGACUACGUCCCGCCUCCGGAUUAUGCCAAUCAACCUCAACCUAUGUCUCCACCGGACGCCCGCAUUGGGGCAGGAAUGGACAACCCCCCUUUUCAAUCGGACCCCCUUACCCAGAAAUUGUUGGAUUCUUUCUUGACCGGAUUUGAAAGUGAUGACUCGCAAACACAAUAA
Penicillium argentinense is the source of this 2412-nucleotide messenger RNA. Its product is annotated as Zn(II)2Cys6 transcription factor. The record is from RefSeq and is a predicted model, not a curated record. Gene Ontology annotation, biological process: regulation of DNA-templated transcription; DNA-templated transcription. Bases 1 to 2412 code for a protein of 803 amino acids. Gene Ontology annotation, molecular function: DNA-binding transcription factor activity, RNA polymerase II-specific; zinc ion binding; DNA binding. NCBI's taxonomy places the organism in Eukaryota, Fungi, Ascomycota, Eurotiomycetes, Eurotiales, Aspergillaceae. The transcript has 5 exons.